Molecule: messenger RNA, 1774 nt
Organism: Asparagus officinalis (garden asparagus)
Lineage: Eukaryota; Viridiplantae; Streptophyta; Magnoliopsida; Asparagales; Asparagaceae
Product: hexokinase-3-like
Exons: 9
Coding region: 156-1658 (500 amino acids)
Biological process (GO): glucose 6-phosphate metabolic process; intracellular glucose homeostasis; glycolytic process
Cellular component (GO): mitochondrion; cytosol
Molecular function (GO): fructokinase activity; ATP binding; mannokinase activity
Source: RefSeq, a predicted model, not a curated record
UCCUCUCUCGCCCUGCUUCUCUCUUUUUUCUCUCCCUCGCUCAUCCUUGAACCUUGUUUCUGUCCUCUCUCUCUCUCUCUCUCUCUCACACACACACACACACUCUCUCUCUCUCCCCUCUCUCCCACCCGCAGCUUAGUCCAUGGCCGCCUGAAAUGGGCCGGGUGGGCUUAGGGUUGGCGGUGGGCUGCGCAGCAAUCUCCUGCACAAUCGCAGGAAUCCUAGUGACCAAACGAAUCAAGAACCGCCGAAAGUGGUCGAGGGUCGUCGAGAUCCUCAGCGAGUUCGAGGACGGAUGCUCGACUUCGAUCGCGAGGCUGAGGCAGGUGGUGGACGCCAUGGCCGUGGAGAUGCACGCCGGCCUCGCCUCCGACGGCGGCAGUAAGCUCAAGAUGCUCCUCACUUUCGUCGACCGCUUACCUGAUGGGGAAGAAAAAGGUACUUACUAUGCUCUUGAUUUGGGUGGUACCAACUUUAGAGUUUUGCGGAUUCAGCUUGGAGGUAACAGGUCUGUGAUUCUAAAGCAUGAAGUGGAGCGACAACCAAUUCCUGAAAAUUUGAUGAUGGGUACCAGUGAGGACCUAUUUGAUUUUAUUGCCAUGAGUUUGAAACAUUUCGUUGUUAAAGAGGAGGGUUCUGAACAAAGACCAGACAGAAGUAGAGAACUUGGAUUUACAUUUUCAUUUCCUGUUAGACAGGUGUCUGUUUCGUCCGGAUUCCUUAUCAAAUGGACAAAGGGAUUUGCAAUUGAAGAUGCUGUUGGAAAAGAUGUUGCUCAGUGCUUAGAAGAAGCCAUGACCAGGAGGGGGCUGGAUAUGCGGGUGGCAGCAUUGGUUAAUGAUACUGUGGGGACAUUGGCACUUGGUCAUUAUCAUGAUGAGGACACUGUUGCUGCAGUGAUUAUCGGGACAGGCACCAAUGCCUGCUAUGUGGAACGCACUGAUGCUAUAAUUAAAUGUCAAGGACUUCUUACAAAUUCGGGUGGAAUGGUUGUAAAUAUGGAAUGGGGUAAUUUUUGGUCAUCACAUUUGCCAAGAACUUCAUAUGAUGUUGACCUAGAUGAUGAGACCGCAAACCAUAAUGAUCAGGGUUUUGAGAAAAUGAUAUCAGGAAUGUAUUUAGGUGAUAUCACGAGAAGGGUGCUUUAUAGGAUAGCACAGGAAUCAGAUAUUUUUGGAGAUGCUGCUGCUAGUUUAUCUGCUCCUUUUGUACUAAGGACGCCUUUGAUGGCUGCCAUGCAUGAGGAUGAUUCUCCUGACCUACGAGAAGUCAGCAGAAUACUGCAAGAAAACCUGCAGAUGCCAGAAAUUUCAUUAAAAGCAAGAAGACUCGUCGUAGGAGUCAUUGACAUCGUCACCCGAAGGGCUGCUCGCUUAGCCGCAGCUGGCAUUGUCGGAAUACUAAAGAAAAUAGGAAGAGAUGGGAGUGGAGGUAUCGGUAGUGGGAAAACCAAAGGAAAAAUACGAAGAAGUGUGGUUGCUAUCGAGGGAGGUCUUUAUUCAGGAUAUUCCAUGUUCAGAGAGUACUUGAAUGAAGCGGUGGUGGAGAUAUUAGGAGAUGAAGUUGCAGAGAGUGUAGUUUUAAGAGUGUCUGAGGAUGGUUCAGGGAUUGGUGCUGCUCUACUUGCUGCUACGGCUGCACAUUCAUCAGAUAGAUAAGGAUUAAUAUAAUUAUAUAUGAAAGAAAUGUAUCUUUGUUUCUUCUUCUCUGUGAAAAUGUAUAAAAGGAAUUGUUUCAUAUUAAUAUAUAUAGGGUUGAGGUUGUGCAGUGUAUU